AUGCGGUUCCUCCUGCCUGUGGCCUUGGUGGCCACCACGCUGGCCGUUCCCCCUGUCCGCUUCGACAGGGAGAAGGUGCUGCACGUGAACCUCCAGGAUGAGAAGCAAGCGAAUGUCCUGAAGGGCUUGGCCGACACCCACGAGCUGGACUUCUGGUACCCCGAUGCCCCCCACCACGUGGCCGGCAACAUGACUGUGGACUUCCGGGUCAGCGAAAAGGAGUUCCAGUCGGUCCAGCUUGCCUUGGAUCAACAUGAAAUGCGCUAUGAAAUCUUGAUUCAUGAUCUACAAGAAGUGAUUGAGAAACAGUUUGAUGUUAAAGAAGAUAUUCCCGGCAGGCACACCUAUGCAAAGUACAACACCUGGGACAAGAUUGUUGCUUGGACUGAAAAAAUGGUGCAUAAGCAUCCUGAAAUGGUCUCUCGCAUUAAAAUCGGAACUACUAUUGAAGAUAAUCCGCUGUACGUUCUCAAGAUUGGAACAGGGGAUGAAAGAAGAAAGGCUAUUUUUAUGGACUGUGGCAUCCACGCCCGGGAGUGGAUCUCCCCCGCAUUCUGCCAGUGGUUCGUCUACCAGGCAGCCAAAAGUUACGGUAAAAACAAAAUUAUGACCAAACUCCUAGACCGAAUGAAUUUUUAUGUUCUCCCUGUGUUUAACGUUGACGGGUAUAUUUGGACCUGGAAACAGAACCGCAUGUGGAGGAAAAACCGGUCCAGGAACCUGAACUCCAAGUGCAUCGGCACUGACCUCAACAGGAACUUCAAUGCCUCGUGGAACUCUUUUCCUGACACCAACAAACCGUGCGGGGAAACCUACGCGGGCCCCGCCCCGGAGUCCGAGAAGGAGACCAGAGCUGUCACCGACUUCAUUCGAAAGCACCGGAAGUCGCUGGAGGCCUACAUCACCAUCCACUCCUACUCCCAGAUGGUACUGUUUCCUUACGGAUACACAGCAAAACUGCCACCUGACCAGGAGGAACUGACCAAAGUCGCAAAGGUCAGCACUGAUGCUUUAUCAUCUCGAUAUGAAACCCGCUACAUCUACGGUUCGAUAGCAUCAACAAUUUACCGGACCUCAGGCUCCUCUUUAGACUGGGCUUACAACCUGGGCAUCAAACACACCUUUGCCUUUGAGCUCCGAGACAAAGGCAGGUUCGGUUUUCUCCUCCCGGAAUCUCAGAUAAAGUCGACCUGCAAAGAGACCAUGCUAGCUGUCAAGUAUAUUGCCAAGUACAUCCUCAGGCAUGCUUCCUAAAACUCUGCCCUCAGCUUGGAACAAGAAGGGCCAUUCUUCUCGGUGCCUUCCAGCACAAUGUCCAUCUUCAAGUAUCCCGGAAUGAAGCUUCCAUGUCACCUGGCUUGCUCAUUGAGGCCCCAUGUAAUUUCUUUUUGCUUUUAUUUUCUCUCAGCAGGAACUUAACAAAUAGCUUUCAGAGAAAACUUUUCAUUACCUUUCUUUGCUCCAAGUAAAGUUCGAGCGCAGCACAAAGUAGUAUUUCGACUGUUGUCAAAGGCGAUACUCAGGGGUCACAGGCAAAAGGUGGGAACUCUCGGUGUCUCCAGAAUCAGAGCUUCACCGUGUGGCUUCAUGAAAUUCAUCUUCUGCUUUUCAUAAACUAUAGAGUUCAUAAAAACUAUACAUUGCUCUAUUAGCACUAAUAAUCAAGCACUAAUGUUUCUCAUGUGUU
Molossus molossus (Pallas's mastiff bat) is the source of this 1687-nucleotide messenger RNA. It is a transcript of the gene CPA3, whose product is annotated as carboxypeptidase A3. The record is from RefSeq and is a predicted model, not a curated record. The coding region runs from base 1 to 1254 and encodes 417 amino acids. Gene Ontology annotation, biological process: proteolysis. Gene Ontology annotation, molecular function: metallocarboxypeptidase activity; zinc ion binding. The transcript has 11 exons. NCBI's taxonomy places the organism in Eukaryota, Metazoa, Chordata, Mammalia, Chiroptera, Molossidae.